Dioszegia hungarica is the source of this 1971-nucleotide messenger RNA. Its product is annotated as putative cytoplasm protein. The transcript is spliced from 7 exons. Lineage: Eukaryota; Fungi; Basidiomycota; Tremellomycetes; Tremellales; Bulleribasidiaceae. The record is from RefSeq and is a predicted model, not a curated record. The coding region runs from base 1 to 1971 and encodes 656 amino acids.
AUGUCCCGCUUCGAUACCGUCUCGAGGACGGACAGCAAGGCUGGCUCGACCCUGUCGAGGAACCAGAGCUUGAUCAAGAAGAACACUGCUCCUCAUGAGCUCAAGCCCUCCGACAUUCUCAUCGAGCGGUUCACCGCCUGGAAGCAGAUUGUCAAGAUGCUCAUCUCCUACUUUGAGGGCGUCGCCGACAUCGAGGCCAACACCUCCAAGGAGCUCACCAAGCUCGGCGCGGUCAUCCAGGUCCCCUUCAGGCCCGGAAACCAGUUCCUCGGCGAGGGCGGUAUGCAGGAUGUCUUCUACACCAUCCGCGACAAGACCAGGCUCAUUGCCGACUCGCACUCGUCCCUCGCCCGGACCAUCGAGUCGUCCAUCGUCCAGCACCUCCAGAAGCUCCGCACCGAGAUCAAGGCCCACAUCAAGAACGUCCAGAACGACACUGGCAAGCUCGCCGCCUCGGUCGCCCGGGAGCGCGAGAUGUCCACCAAGUCCAUCGCUGACCUCGCCCGCGCGAUCAGCUCGGUCAACCACACCCCCAUGCAGGUCGGUGCCAAGGAGGACCCCUUCGCGGUCAACAUGGCCGUCAUGAAGCAGCUCCAGAAGCAGGUUGCCGAGGAGAACGCCCUCCAAAAGUCGAUCGUCAUCAUGCAGCAGAACUCUGCCCACUUUGAGGAGGGCAUUGUCCGCUCCAUCCAGUCUGCUUGGCAGACCUUUGACGAGUGGCAGUCGCGCAUGUCCACCUCGGUCCAGGAGACUUGGCGCCACCUCGGCGUCAACAUGGCUCAGCUCAUGCCCGACCGCGAGUGGAUCUCGUUCGCCGCUCGCUCGGACCACCUUCUCGACCCCGAGACCCCCCUCCGCAACCCGGACAACAUCGACUACCCGGGCAAGAACGACCCGUCGGUCCUUCCCGUCCACACCGGUCUGCUCGAGCGCAAGAAGCGCUUCACCAAGUCGUACAAGGAGGGAUUCUAUGUCCUUACCCCCGCCGGCUACCUCCACGAGUACGCCAGCUCGGACCCGUCGACCGCUACCCACCCGGUCUGGUCCCUCUUCCUGCCCGCGUGCACUCUCGGCCCCCCGUCCAGCGCGUCGACCGCCAAGAGCCACAAGUUCCACAUCGAGGGCCGCAAGGACGGAACCUCGUCCAUCGGCAAGACCCCCAGCGGCAAGCUGUUUGGCGGUGCAAGCGAGACUGCUUUCACCUUCCGCGCAAGGAGCCACGAGGAGAUGAUGGAGGUCUGGAACGACUUGAGGAUGCUCGUCGCCAGGUACCUCGUUGCUAGCGAGCAGAUGGAGAGGGAGGGUCCCGUUGCCCAGGCCGUCCGCUCCGUUGGAUACCGCUCCGACGAGGAGGAAGAGGAAGACGAGGAGGAGGAGGACGACGAGGAGGGUUCCUCCGUCGAGGCUGAGGACGACGAGCACGUCGAGCAUGACGCCAGCCACCUCGUUGCCGGUGACGACCACGCCGACCAGGAGCACGAGGACGUCCCCGCCUACUCGCACGACAAUGCCGAGUCUUCCGGUGUCGAGGUCGGCCCCAACGGCUAUGCUCUCGAAAAGAAGGAGAAGCCCGAAGGCGCAGACAAGCCCCUGACCCGUCGCGAGGAGAAGGCUCCCGCAAAGGAGGAGCCAACAACCGGUGAGGAACUUUCCUCCCGCUCCGCCCCCGCUCUCGGCGCCUCGAUCCCCGCCUCCGGCACGCCCCACUCGACCGACACGACCCACACCGUCGGUGACAAUGCCAGCGUCAAGGCUCCCAGCACCCACGGUGGCAAGGCCCAAAGCACCCACACCAAGGCGUCCAGCCACCACGGCAAGGACCUCGGCAGCAAGGAGGAGGCGGAUGCCAUGCUCGGCGAAGUCCCCCACGCUCCGGGAACCGACUCUGCCGGACCCGACGCCAUGCCUGAAACCCCCGACGAGAAGAAGGGCGGCUUCAUCUCCAAGUUCACCGAGAGCUUGAAGAAGUAG